Messenger RNA from Punctularia strigosozonata HHB-11173 SS5, 2457 nucleotides. RefSeq lists its product as uncharacterized. Gene Ontology annotation, biological process: DNA-templated transcription. Lineage: Eukaryota; Fungi; Basidiomycota; Agaricomycetes; Corticiales; Punctulariaceae. The record is from RefSeq and is a predicted model, not a curated record. The coding region runs from base 1 to 2457 and encodes 818 amino acids. The transcript is spliced from 8 exons. Gene Ontology annotation, molecular function: zinc ion binding; DNA binding.
AUGCAAACGCUGCAGGAACAGCAACGUCGUGUGCGAGACUACCGAGUCGUACGUGGCGCCGUCUCGGCCCUCGGCUCGUUCGUGGUAUGCGAAUCUGACAUCUUCAACAGCGAUCGACUACGGUUUCCAUCGGGCAUAAUAUCAAAGAAAGUUAAGACCGAGCGAUCGUCCCACUCCCCGAAUCGCCCAGAGGCGGUGAGUAAUACCCCCGUCGCUCCUUUCGUCCAGGUUCCGAACGUCAAGAACCGAACGACCGCACAGGACGUCCAGGACCAAGAACAGUGGCAAUCGUCUUUGUGGCUCGACGCCGAAGACCAGAUCCAUCUGUCGGGCAGCUCGAGUGGCCUUCCUCUUAUCGAGAGGCUCAGCAACCUGCAUUUGGGCUGCGGGACGGGUACUCAUCCGACGGAGAGAAUUGGGCGUGCGUUGUCAACCGAAACCGACGCCCUCCGCCGCUCCUCCUUACCUUCCCAACCCACCCCAGAUCGAACCCCUGGUCAUGAUGUGUGGGAUGCAUUGCUUGCCGUCUGUCCCUCGGACUUGCUUGACCGCUUGAUACGCAAUCACCUGGACUACACCGAAAGCAUGUGGCCGAUAUUACAUUGCCCAACCUUCCUCAACCACUACAUGGACGUCAAGAAGAAGGCCGUCCCUUGCACUCGCGAGUUUGGUGCUCUGCUCAUGGCCCUCUGCGCUAUCUCCUCCCGAUCCAUCGAUGACGAUCCUAGUGUCUUGGGGGACCCCAACGACAAGAAAACCGCUGGUGUCCGGUAUUUCAUAUGCGGCAAUCGAUUACUGCAGGAGAAGCGGUCGGAUUUGCACUGUAUCCAAGCUCUUUUCUAUCUCGCUAUGUACGCGGAAGGUCUCGGUCAAGCGUCGGUGCAUGCCAGCCUCGUGGGGCAGGCCAUCGCAUUAGCCUUUGCGUCAGGAAUGCACCAGGCGUCAGAACACUGGAACUUCGACUGCGUGGUCUCCGAGUGCAGAAAGCGCGUGUUUUGGGCGAUCUACUCCCUUGACAAGGCGGUAGCGUGCGCCAUUGGCCGCCCGCCCAUGCUUCGAAUCGCCGACUGCAACGUCCCGCUGCGCACCUGCAUCACGUUGGACUCCAUCAGCCCUCAGCCUCCGGAAAAGCCAAACGUUCUGCAGGCUGCUUGCAAUGCCACGACACAGAUCAAUGCCGUUGUCGAGCAUAUGCUGCUAGCGUGCAAUACGCCGCCCCAGAUAUAUCCCCGGAAGGACAAGAACACGCAGACGGAUAUCAUCUACUCAUUUCGACAUCACUACCCUGCCUUCGAUCGCAUUGCCAUCCUGUCACGCGCAGACAGUAUGCUCGAUAGGUGGCACGCCAACCUGCCGGACCAUCUGCGAGCCCCACGAAAUCUGGAUGAGGCACUGAAACUGAAAGGGGACGCGCGUUUUAUCCAAUCGUGUCGCCUUGAGAUCGCACACAAUCUGAUUCGAGCCUUGAUAGCACGGGAACGCAUUGCGCUCGAGCUGAAGGACAAGCCGCUGGCCCCUCCCGGCCCGCUCAGUCUAUCGGCCGCUCGGGCCGAACAAUCCUGCGAGAACAUCAUACGCCUCUACGACUUGCUCUCCGUCCGGGACUUGCUCAAAUCUUUCGGUAUGCAACAGAUCCAGCAUCUCGCCGCGUGCGGGCACACCUUCCUAGCAAUGAUGGUCAUCUAUUCCAACAUCUCUGCGGUGGGCGUUCGCCGCCUCCAGGACACCAUUCGCUUGCUUCGAGAACGGAGUCACUUCCCGUCGGCCAUGCGUGCCAUCGACAUUCUCAGUGACAUGGCCUCCAAAUUCGAUAUUCCGCUCUCCGAAGAGCCUCGCAAUGGCGGCAAGAUCUCAUGGUUGCGGAUGCUGCAUCGUCGAAACGCGCAAGGGGCUGCCCCCACCCGAGGCCCGUCGUCGAGCCGCGCCUCGUCCCGGGAGCAGGCUUUCGACGACCGGUCGGUGACGAGGGAGCUGGAAGCUGGCGAGGUGACGCUGCGCCCGCGACAUCCGUCCAUGAGCAAGCGGCACUCGCUGUCACAGCAGCAGCAAGUCAUGCCGCCGCCGCAACCGACGACCGUGCCCAUGUACCAAACGCAGCCCAUUGUGCUCGCACCGGCCCCCGCGGUCCCGGCGCCGCAACCCACCCAGAUGGAGAUCCCGCAGGCGCCGCCGACCUACGACGCCUACGGCUCGUACGACAGCGCGUCGAUCGACUUACAGGCGCCGUACCUGCUGCAGCCCGCGGCGGCGCCGGCGUACGAGGCGCCAUCGCUCGAGUCGCACUACGGACACGACGUGUUCGGCGGGCCGCUGAACCCGGGCGAGAUAGCCCACGCCGACUUUUACGGCGGCGCACGGCGGAUGGGGGUGGGGCCCGGGUCGGAGAUGCCGCAGGACUCAUUCACAUACCUGUUCCAACAUCACCAUCAGGGCAUGCAGAACUCGAUGGGGCGAUGA